AUAAUUGUUGCGAUAUUCCAUAAAUCAGUUUGAGUGCAUCAUUUCUAUAGUUUUUAUGGUAAACAUAAUUUUACAUAAAAUCAAUAAUUCACAGACUGUUAUAAACAAACUGCAUAACCCGACACAACAGUCUGUCAACAGAGCCAUGAAUCGAACCCGAGAGCACACGGCCGCCCGCCGCCGCUCGCCGCCACGCCGCGCGGCCCGGCGACGUCACCGCCUAGUCUAUUUCGAAGCGUAUACGAGAUUUCCGCGAGUUUUGCGCGAAUGUAUUUUUGUAUGCGUCCGAGCUGUUCCCACCUACAUAUAAACAGAAAUACAUCGGGAGUGAAUUUUAAAAUGACACCGUGGAGGUCGCAGCGGCACGAGCCGCGCCGCCCCUGAACUUUGCCGCGUAAUGUUAUUUAACGCUAAUGGGCACGUGAACCAACUACAGAUUAGCUUAUUGUUACGUACGCAACGCGUGUGAGCUCGCGUGUUAUCCGCCUUCGUUGACGGGGUACUGAGACAUUGAUCUUUGAGGUAAGAAAUGCACGAGGCGGUUGCUAAUUGCUAUCGCUGUAUCGUACGUAUCGCUACGUCACUGCCCCGUCGCCGGACAGCGCCCCCUAAUCACACACUGAGAUGGCGCACGAGAGCGCGGGCCGGACGGAGGGCUCGCCGCAGCACACGCCCUCUCCUCCGCACGUGCCGCGCCUCUCCUCAGCCGACACCAACAGCUUCCACCAUCAGAUCAUGCAGAACCACGCACCAAGAAACAACCAUAUCGUGGAGAGAGCGAAACAAACUUUAGAGAACACAUUCCUGUUGCAACUGAAGAAGCAGCAGCAACUGCAGCAGGAGAUACUUCUGCAGCAUUUCCAGCAGCAGCGGCAGCAGCUUGCGCAAGAGCAUGAGAACCAAAUCAGGGAACAUUUGAAAGUGUUGGAAUUGCAGCUGUGGGAGCAGCAGAAGGCAAUGGAGGAGGCGGCGAAGCGCGAGGAGGCGCGGGAGGCGAGGGAAGCGCGGGAAGCGAGGGAGCGGCACGAGCGGGACCGCAGCGAGCUCCUGCGCAAGAAGGACAGCCACGAGCGCACGCACAGCGCCAACGCCUCCACGCAGGUCAAGCAGAAGCUGCAGGAGUUCCUUAAGAAGAAGCAAGCCGCCAACGGGACGGUCGCCGGAUCGUCGUAUAGAAAUUGGGGCAUAGUGAAGUCGUCGUCGGGCGAGUCGAUCACGUCGACGGGCGCGACGGCGACGGCGCACCCCUACCGCCUCACGGCGCCGCUGCCGCCCGCGCUCAACGCCGCGCCGCCGCAGCCCUCGCCCAGCGACUACCCGCUGCGCAAGACCGCGUCGGAGCCGAACAUCCUGAAGGUGCGGCUGAAGGCGCGCGUGAUCGAGCGCCGCUCCUCCCCGCUCGCGCGCCGCCCGCUCAAGCCGCGCGCCAAGCAGCGCAACUGCGAGGGCGGGUCCCCGCGCGCGGCGGGCGGGUCGCCGGCGGGCGGCGGCGCGUGCGCGGCGGCGCCCAUCCGCGAGGAGGAGGAGCACGCGCGCGCCGCCGACGCGCUGUUCUCGUCGCCGUCGCUGCCCAACAUCCCGCUGGCGCGCCACCACGCGCCGCGCCUGCACGCGCCGCCGCCCACGCACCACGCGCACGCGCAGCACGUGCCGCACGUGCCGCACGUGCAGCAUCCCACGGUGGCAGCAUCACUGCCGCCGGUGUCAGAGGCGGAGGCGUCAUGCUGCGUGAGCGCAGGUGUGGGUGUAGGGGUGGGCGCGGCGGCCCGGCUCGGCAAACGGCCGCUCGGGCGCACGUACUCCGCGCCGCUGCCGCUCGGCGACGCCGCGCUACAGCCGCCCGUUGCACACCACUAUUUGCGCGACCAGAUACGGAAAACUGUGCUGACGCGUGCGCACGACGCGGCUGCGGCACAGCUGCGCGAGGAGGAGGGCGAGGUCAUCGACCUCACCGCGCGCCGCGCCGAGCCCGCCACCAGCCCCGUCGGGCCCGGCGUCGUGCUGCCCGUGCUGCCCGCGGCGCCGGCGGUGGCGGGGCACGCGGUGGAACCGGCGCCGUUGGCACGCGCGCUGUCUUCGCCGCUGGUGGGCGCCCGCGCGCCGCCCACGGGCCUCGCAUACGACCCGCUCAUGCUCAAACACGGCUGCGCGUGCGGUGCGCACGCGCCGACGCACCCGGAGCACGGCGGGCGGCUGCAGUCGGUGUGGGCGCGGCUGUGCGAGACGGGGCUGGCGGCGCGCACGGAGCGCACGCGGCCGCGCAAGGCGUCGCUGGAGGAGCUCGCCGCCGUGCACGCCGAGGCGCACGUCACGGAGUUCGCGGCGCGCGGCCGGGACGCGGCGCCGCCCGUGCGCCGCCUCGUGCGCCUGGCGUGCGGCGGGCUCGGCGUGGACUCCGACACGGCCUGGAGCGAGCCGCACACGGCGGCGGCGGCGCGCCUGGCGGCCGGCGCCGUGCUGGACCUGGCGCUGCGCACCGCCCGCGGCGAGCUGCGCAACGGGUUCGCCGUCGUGCGCCCGCCCGGACACCACGCCGAGCCCAACCAGGCCAUGGGCUUCUGCUUCUUCAACAACGUCGCCGUCGCCGCGCGCAUCCUGCACACCAGGCUGCGUCUGCAGAGGAUACUCAUUGUCGACUGGGAUGUUCACCACGGGAACGGCACGCAGCAGAUAUUCUACGAAGACCCGCACGUGCUGUACAUGAGCAUCCACCGACACGACGACGGCAACUUCUUCCCGGGCACGGGCGCGCCCACCGAGUGCGGCGCCGGGCCCGGGCUCGGGUUCAACGUGAACGUCGCCUGGACCUCGGGCACCAACCCGCCGCUCGGGGACGCCGAGUACCUCGCCGCCUUCCGCUCCGUCAUCAUCCCCAUCGCGAAGGAGUACGACCCCGAGUUAGUGCUGGUGUCGUGCGGGUUCGACGCGGCGGCGGGCCACCCCGCACCCCUCGGCGGGUACAAGGUGUCGGCCGCGUGCUUCGCGCACAUGACGCGCGAGCUGAUGGCGCUGGCGGGCGGCAAAGUGGUGCUGUCGCUGGAGGGCGGCUACGACCUGGCCGCCAUGUGCGACUGCGCGCAGGAGGUGGUGCGGGCGCUGCUGGGGGAGGCGACCCCCCCGCCCGCCUACAGCGAGCUGGCGAGACCCCCCGCCGCCCCCGCGCAGGACGCGCUGCGCACCGCCAUCGCCGUGCAGACACACCACUGGCCCUCGAUCAAGCGAUACAGUGCAUUGGUGGGUCUGUCGGCGCUGGAGGCGGCGCCGGGCCUGUGCGGCGCGGGCGCGGGGGUGGGCGCGGGCGGCGCGGCGGCGCGGCGCGGGCGCCUGCAGACGGAGCGCGACGCCGCCGACACCGCCGCCGCCAUGGCCACGCUCUCCAUGCACCAGGCGCAGCCGCUGCCCAACACAUGUCUACGGUCGGCGGAGAGCUCGCGCUCGGUGUCGGAGGAGCCGAUGGAGCAGGACGAGGGCAAGUGAAGGGGCGGCGCCCCCCCUCCGGAGCCAGUCGCCCCCCCCGCCGCCGCUACACACAUUCCUCGCUGAGGUCCCGCUGCGGACCCGCCGCAAACGUCUCCUGCCAAAUACUCGCGUUUGUGUCGCGACGCGAAUGUGUGACAAUGCGUGCCGAGUGACAACGACAUGUGACAUACUGUGACGAGUGACAAGGACGAGUGUCGCUCGAGGACACCGCCGCUGGAC
Molecule: messenger RNA, 3699 nt
Organism: Manduca sexta (tobacco hornworm)
Lineage: Eukaryota; Metazoa; Arthropoda; Insecta; Lepidoptera; Sphingidae
Gene: HDAC4
Product: histone deacetylase 7
Exons: 16
Coding region: 625-3477 (950 amino acids)
Biological process (GO): chromatin organization; negative regulation of transcription by RNA polymerase II
Cellular component (GO): histone deacetylase complex
Molecular function (GO): histone deacetylase activity
Source: RefSeq, a predicted model, not a curated record